Messenger RNA from Maniola jurtina (meadow brown), 3510 nucleotides. It is a transcript of the gene MCU, whose product is annotated as calcium uniporter protein, mitochondrial. Gene Ontology annotation, cellular component: uniplex complex; mitochondrial inner membrane. Gene Ontology annotation, biological process: mitochondrial calcium ion homeostasis; calcium import into the mitochondrion. The record is from RefSeq and is a predicted model, not a curated record. Gene Ontology annotation, molecular function: uniporter activity; calcium channel activity. The transcript is spliced from 8 exons. Lineage: Eukaryota; Metazoa; Arthropoda; Insecta; Lepidoptera; Nymphalidae. The coding region runs from base 43 to 1164 and encodes 373 amino acids.
GGCGCCGCGCCGGGUCCGGGUGUUAUAUUGGUAGUGUAAAAAAUGGCGUCGACGGUGUGUGUGUCUAGGUGCCGACUUUUAGCUAAAUUAGAAAUAAAUCGUGGUUUGUGUUUAUCUCCAAUAUUUAGGGAUUUGUCUAAUAACAGAGAAUCAUGGUGUCGUCGGUGGCGGCCUGUGCGCCGAUCGUUUUUCACUAGCGUAUGUGCGCACGGAUCUAAAGCUACUCCCACAAAAAUCGACCACGAAAAAUCUGACGAAGUAUCGGUGACGUACCGACGAGGGCUGCCUGUGAUAACGGUGCCCUUGCCGUCGCGUCGCGAGAAAUGCAGGUUCACCCUCCGCCCCGUCUCACAGACCGUCGGCGACCUCCUAGAACAGGUGAAGGCGGAAGACCGUGGCGUGGAGAGAGCAGUUGCGCUGGCGGCGGAAGACCGCGUGCGCAUCGCAGCCUCAGACACCGUGGAAUCUCUGCUCGAGAAUGACUUCAGGUUGCUCAUCAACGACACGGAGUACUACGUCAAAAGCCCGCCACAGGAGCGUCUAAGUACGGAAGAGAUCACGCGGUUAAGCGACGUGAGGAACCUGGUGAACCAGUUGUACGAAGCUCUGAAUGUUCGUGAGCAUCAGAUUCGUAAGGAGCGGGAGUUGAGGGCGCAGUUAGAAAAGCUGUCUGCUGAGUUGCAGCCAUUGGAAGAGAAACGCCUGUCCCUAGAAAUGGAGACCACUCGUAAGACAUCAGCACUGACGUGGGUGGGUCUAGGCUUGAUGGGCGUGCAGUUCGGAGUGCUAGCGCGACUGACCUGGUGGGAGUACUCCUGGGACAUCAUGGAGCCUGUCACGUACUUCGUGACUUAUGGGACCGCUAUGGCGGCGUAUGCGUACUUCGUUCUUACUAAACAGGAGUAUAUCUUGCCAGAUGUAAAGGAUAGACAACAUCUAAUUACGCUCCACAAGAAGGCGAAAAAGAUUGGCCUCGAUCUUAAUCAAUAUAAUCGUCUAAAGGAUGAGGUUGACAAAUUACAAAAAGAUCUCGCUAGACUCAGGGACCCGCUACAGAUCCACUUGCCACCAGUGAUAAACAAGUCUGACGACACCAAACGCUCACCAUUGACCAAAAUAAAAGACAUGCUUGAGGAGACCACGAAGAAGAUGAAAAUCACGUAAUAUAUGUUGUAAAGGACGCCACGUUGCGUUUAGAAUAGCUUGUUGAUCAUUGACCGGUGCAUUUGUUUACUGUUUUUGGAAGUUGAACUGUAUUUAUUGUACAAGAAAGGAGCUUUUGAAAACCUUUGAACUGAGUCAAGCUUUAAGGUAACUCAACCUUAAUUUAUUUAUUUCACGUGAGCCGAGCCUACUCUGUAUUCUAUCCAAUCGGAAAGCAAAUUCUACGGAGUCAGCAAAAAACUCAGCAGUUCCUCUUAUGAAAAGAAAACAUCCUGUAACUUAUAAGGAUACUUAUCAAUCUUAAACUUAAUAAUCAUGAUCUGUUUUACGUUUUAAACUACGCAAUGGCAGAUCUUUGUUUUCAUGAUGAGCUUAGUCCUUGACUGAGUAUUUUCUGUAUUUAAGCACUACUAUAUAUCUCGAACAAUUAGGUUGCAGUUUCGUCUCAAUGGCUAAUGUUAACACCAUGUAUUUAAAACGCUCCUUUCUUUAAUGGUCUUUAUGUAUAGUGCAUUAUGGUUCAAUAUAGCCAGAGGAGAUUUUUAGGUAGGAACAUUUUGCUGAAAUAGUUGUUAUGCAAAGGUAUGUGCUAAUAGAAAAAGAAGGUCUGUUAAAUACAAUGUACAGUACCUUUAGUAUGAGUUUUUAGACUUUUCGAAAAGGAAAAUGGAUAUUUUUGGAGUUCCUCCAUUAUAUUCCUACAAUCAGUAGGAAUAUAAUGGAAAUGGCUACAAGCGUCCUCAGACAAAAUUUUUGUUAAUAAUAAAUCGGUAGUACAGAAUGAAUGAGUUUAAUAAAAAGGGGUUGUCGAAACAUACCUCCGAAAACUACCAAAGAUUCCGAAAUGUCGUGAAAACUUGUACUAAAGGUUCAUAAACAGCUGUUUUCAUUGCACAAACUUAAUAUAGUUGUUAGAGAAUCGAAUAUUUUCUUUUUUACUUAUUGUAGUUGAAUUUUUAACCCAUAAGACUUUACUGUCAAAUAUUUAUAUCACUGAUUUGGACUUCUAGCUUUUUAUCGUUGCGUUGCUCAAAAUUAACGUUAUCUUUAGUUAGUUUAUGAAAGUCUUUCAUUGCAAAAUUGUUUUUAUGUAGGUAACUAUGACUGUAUAGGAGUAUGACCGCUCUGCUAAGAGUGGUUUGGUGAUGAAAGAAUAAUUUUGCUCUUUAAUGUAAUUUGGACUAUAUGUUUCAUAUACAUUAGAAGCAUUUCGAGUUUAGAUGCUGUGGCUAAUUCUGUAGUAGGACACAAGCUCUAAAUUGACAAGUCUAAAAGUAUUGCUAUCUCUUUUGUAAUGCUUCCUGCGGAAAAGGAUAGUAUUAGAUUUAGAUCUGUCAGUUUUGUUUAAUUUAGAGAUGGUGUACAACAGAAUUAGUCACAUUGGCUCAACUCAAUGGAACGCCGCAUGAGGCUUUUGUUGGUUUUUUGACGCACUUUAAGGGCAUUGUUUUCAUGAAUUUAAUUAAUAAACUUAAGCUUUUAUGUAAAAUUUUGCAUUUGAAAUUUUAUUGAACUCACUGAGAGUCACAAAAAUAUUAAAAAAAAUAUUUGACCUGCUUUGUAGUUAAAAUAUAUUAGUUGAAUUUUAUUAGAUUUAUCAAAUUGUUUGUUGGUAUUUUUAAACUAUGCUCAGAAAUAUUGUUUCCUAUAAAUUUAAGAAUUAACACAUAUGAAAAAAAAUUGUUUGACUGUGCCAACAUGAAACUGAAUAAAUAAGUAGGUAGACGUUAAGAAUUUACUGAAAUGCAAAGAUUAUUUAUUGACUUAGUAAUUUUUAUUUUAAAUAAUAAUUUUAUUAAAAAUAUCAGUCAUAUUUUUAUUAAGCUCGUAUUAUAUUUUUGGGAUUUUAAUUUAAUUGUUGUUGAGAUUUUAUCAUUGAAUCGAUUUUAUUAAUUAAACAAUUAAAGUUAAAAUAUUUAUAUCGUGUUGAAAGGGACCAUCUGUCGCACAAAAAAAUUGUGACACGGCGAUAUUCUGACCCCUUCUUGUCACACUUUAAAUCUCUGAAAUUAGUCAGAUAUAUUUAAAUAUAUUUUAUUUAAAGAUAAUAUUUGUAAUACUUUAAUUUUCUUUAAUAUUUGUGAAACACGUACUAAUGUAAAUGGAAAACAAAUAAAAUUGGAAUUUCGGCAUUGAUUUAGAUAUUAUGUACGGUGAUUUUUACGUCAUAAUAAUAUUAUGUGUGACCUUAAUAAUGGAUGGCCCUUAUAUAAAAAUAUGUAUUUACUAUUCGUAGUUAGUAAUUCUAGUCCUUUUGUAAAACUGAUAUCGUAAGAGUUAUGUGUUCCUUUUUGGCUUGCCCUGAAAUGUAUAAAAAUGCAUGGCUUUUUUAUAAAGAGUGACUUA